CACAGUGGAGAUCUGCUGGACAUCAGGACCAGAGACGAAUGGAGGAGGACAACCAGGACCAGGAGCAGCGGAGCAACGAGGUCCCCAGAAGACCAGCAGCAGACUGGGCCUCUGAUAGCAGCCACGUUCAGAAACGGAGAGGAAGAGGAGUCAAAUGUCACCGCUGUCAGCACUGUGACAAAUCCUUCACAAAAUCUGGAUAUUUAAAGAUUCAUCAGAGAGUUCACACUGGAGAGAAGCCUUACAGCUGUGAUCAAUGUGGGGCAACUUUUUCUCAGAGUUGUGACCUUAAAACUCACCAGCGCAUUCAUACUGGAGAGAAGCCGUACAGUUGUGACCAAUGUGGAAAAACCUUUUCUCAGAGUAGUAGCCUUAAAACUCACCAGCGCAUUCACACUGGAGAGAAGCCGUACAGCUGUGAACAAUGUGGAAAAACCUUUUCUCAUAGUGGUAGCCUUCAAAGACACCAGCGCAUUCACACUGGAGAGAAGCCGUACAGCUGUGAACAAUGUGGGGAAACCUUUUCUCAUAGUGGUAGCCUUCAAAGAAACCAGCGCAUUCACACUGGAGAGAAGCCGUACAGCUGUGAACAAUGUGGGGAAACCUUUUCCCAGAGGGGUAACCUUAAAACUCACCAGCGCAUUCACACUGGAGAGAAGCCGUACUGGUGUGAACAAUGUGGGAAAACCUUUUCUCAUAGUAGUCACCUUAAAACUCACCAGCGCAUUCACACUGGAGAGAAGCCAUACUGGUGUGAACAAUGUGGGAAAACCUUUUCUCAGAGUAGUACCCUUAAGAGACACCAGCGCAUUCACACUACCUCACAUCGACUCAAACACACUGGAGAGAAGCCGUACAGCUGUGAUCAAUGUGGGGCAGCUUUCACAGAACAGAGUACCCUAAAAAUACAUCAACGCAUUCACACUGGAGAGAAGCCGUACAACUGUGAUCAAUGUGGGGCAGCUUUCACACAACUGAGUACCCUAAAAAUACAUCAACGCAUUCACACUGGAGAGAAGCCGUACAACUGUGAUCAAUGUGGGGCAGCUUUCACACAACAGAAUAACCUAAAAAGGCAUCAACGCAUUCACACUGGAGAGAAGCCGUACAGCUGUGAUCAAUGUGGGAAAAGGUUUUCUGUGAGUGGUAACCUUGAAAGCCACCGCCGUGUUCACACUGGAGAGAAGCCAUACUGGUGUGAUCAAUGUGGGAAAAGGUUUUCUCACAGUAGUCACCUUAAAAUACAUCAACGCAUUCACACUGGAGAGAAGCCGUACAGCUGUGAUCUAUGUAGUAAAACCUUUUCUAGGAGGGAUGGCCUAGUAAUCCAUCGACGUGUUCACACCGGAGAGAAACCGUACCGAUGUGAACAAUGUGGCAAGACCUUUACUUUUAAAAGUGGCUUUAAAUGUCACCAGUGCAUUCACACUGGAGAGAAGCCGUACAGCUGUGAUCUAUGUGGUAAAACCUUUUUUUGGAGUAUUAACCUUAAAGAACACCAGCGCAUUCACACUGGAGAAAAGCCGUUCUGGUGUGAACACUGUGGGGAAAGGUUUUCUCGGAAUAGUAACCUUAAAUGUCACCAGCGCAUUCACACUGGAGAAAAGCCGUUCUGGUGUGAACACUGUGGGGAAAGGUUUUCUCGGAGUAGUUACCUUAAAGGACACCAGCAUGUUCACACUGGAGAGAAGCCGUACUGGUGUGAACAAUGUGGGAAAGUGUUUUCUCGGAGUAGUAGCCUUAAAAGACAUCACCGCAUUCACACUGGAGAGAAGCCGUACAGCUGUGAUCUAUGUGGUAAAAUCUUUUCUAGGAGGGUUAACCUAGUAGUCCACCAGCAUGUUCACACCGGAGAGAAGCCAAAAUAGUCUGAACAAGUACGUUAGCUUUAAAUAAGCAAAGCUACAAAGAGACACAUGAAAGUGCAGCUUCAAGGAAAAAACAACAAUAACUAUCUAUCAACAGUAUCUAGAUAGAUACAGUGAGGAAAAUAAGUAUUUGAACACCCUGCUAUUUUGUAAGUUCUCCCACUUAGAAAUCAUGGAGGGUCUGAAAUAGUCCUCGUAGGUGCAUGUCCACUGUGAGAGACAUAAUCUAAAAAGAAAAUUAAACCAUAUCGAUUUGCUUAGUUUGUGGAGAGGCAGUGGAUUUGAGGACAUUAGGUGCACCGGUGCGACCUGGGAAAAUGUUAGCCGUACCCUAGAGCCCUAUGAGCUAACAGACACCAACUAGCACCCUAGGGCCCUGUGAGCUAACAGACACUAACUAGCACCCUAGAGCCCUGUGAACUAACUAGCACCCUAGAGCCCUGUGAGCUAACUAGCACCCUAGAGGCCUGUGAGCUAACAGACACUAACUAGCACCCUAGAGGCCUGUGAGCUAACAGACACUAACUAUCACCCUAGGGCCCUGUGAGCUAACAGACACUAACUAGCACCCUAGAGCCCUGUGAGCUAACAGACACUAACUAUCACCCUAGGGCCCUGUGAGCUAACAGACACUAACUAGCACCCUAGAGCCCUGUGAGCUAACAGACACUAACUAGCACCCUAGGGCCCUGUGAGCUAACAGACACUAACUAGCACCCUAGAGCCCUGUGUGCUAACAGACACUAACUAGCACCCUAGAGUCCUGUGAGCUAACAUACACCAACUAGCAGCCUACAGCCCUGUGAGCUAACAGAUGCUCACUAGUACCCUAGAGCCCUGUGAGCUAAUUACUAAUUACCGACUGCUAUCUGUUGAGUUUUCCUCCCGUCCCUCUGUCCUCUGGGACUGUCUCCAUGUAGAAACUAAGCUGUGCGGUGCAGGGAACAACUCUGAUUGGCUCAUGAUCAGACAGUGGUUUACAAAUCGGAAGAUUGGCUUUUGCAACAAAAAUCGCAUUGUUCUAUGAACGGAGUGACGUAUUUAAAAUAUUGCUCGAUUACGCAGAUUUGAUUGCGGGAAGCCCAAAUCGUGAUCAUGAUUAAACUUUGAUUAAUUGUGCAGCCCUGUUAUAAAUACAUAUCUGGCAUUUGUAGUACAUCGCUGGAAAAUCAGUUGGAAAUUCAGCGAGACAUUAAGACUUUAACUGUGGAUCGACCUUCUGCCCCAUUAGACACAUGAAAACAGCUGAUUGGAUUUGGGGGGGGGUUGCGAGCUUUUGGCUAAUUCUGGGAUUUUUAACCCAUGUAUAAUCAUUUGUUUUAUUAAUUUGAUCUGUCUUCUUCAUAAAUAAACUGAACUGAGUUGAA
Molecule: messenger RNA, 3235 nt
Organism: Etheostoma spectabile (orangethroat darter)
Lineage: Eukaryota; Metazoa; Chordata; Actinopteri; Perciformes; Percidae
Product: zinc finger protein 658B-like
Exons: 4
Coding region: 39-1868 (609 amino acids)
Biological process (GO): regulation of transcription by RNA polymerase II
Molecular function (GO): DNA-binding transcription factor activity, RNA polymerase II-specific; RNA polymerase II cis-regulatory region sequence-specific DNA binding
Source: RefSeq, a predicted model, not a curated record